This is a messenger RNA of Syzygium oleosum, 495 nucleotides long. RefSeq names its product malate dehydrogenase, glyoxysomal-like. Gene Ontology annotation, cellular component: cytoplasm; chloroplast. The record is from RefSeq and is a predicted model, not a curated record. The coding region runs from base 141 to 404 and encodes 87 amino acids. The transcript has 4 exons. Gene Ontology annotation, molecular function: L-malate dehydrogenase (NAD+) activity. NCBI's taxonomy places the organism in Eukaryota, Viridiplantae, Streptophyta, Magnoliopsida, Myrtales, Myrtaceae.
ACUGGCUCGGCAACUCUCUCAAUGGUCAGUCCUCUUUUUGGCCUUUGAGAUAUAGUCUGAUCUCUUUCACGAAAAGGAAAUUUGAUUGCUCUUUGAUAUGCGGACUCUUUUCACAUGCUCAAAUAAUGUGAAACUGAAAUAUGUGGGCAUAUGCUGCUUUGAAGUUUGCCGAUGCGUGCCUGCCUGGGUUGAGGGGCGACGCUGGUAUUGUCGAGUGUGCAUUUGUUCCUUCUCAGGUGACUGAGCUUCCGUUCUUUGCAUCCAACGUGCACCUCGGUCGUACUGGGGCCGAGGAGGAUCUUCUCCUUGGCCCACUGAAUGAGUACGAAAGAGCUGGCUUGGAAGAGGCAAAGAAAGCGUUAACGGAGACAAUUCAGAAGGGCAACUCAUAUAUCAAGAAGUGAGCAGCUUAAAGACGUGGCUUUUUGGUUCUCGGGGGUGGACGGAUGUUUGUAUAUCAUUGUCCUAUGUCCAUCUCUCUCAUGUUCGCGUUCC